This is a messenger RNA of Trichosurus vulpecula (common brushtail), 715 nucleotides long. It is a transcript of the gene RPL13A, whose product is annotated as ribosomal protein L13a. The record is from RefSeq and is a predicted model, not a curated record. The transcript has 8 exons. Gene Ontology annotation, molecular function: mRNA binding; structural constituent of ribosome. Gene Ontology annotation, cellular component: cytosolic large ribosomal subunit; ribosome. Gene Ontology annotation, biological process: translation; negative regulation of translation. Lineage: Eukaryota; Metazoa; Chordata; Mammalia; Diprotodontia; Phalangeridae. The coding region runs from base 71 to 682 and encodes 203 amino acids.
GCGCCCUUGCGAAGUGGAUAAGGAGACCCCGAAGGGGGACAGUUCCUUCUUUUCCCGGGCAGCGUCGGCAAUGGCGGACGGGCAGGUCCUAGUGAUCGACGGGCGGGGCCAUCUUCUUGGCCGCUUGGCGGCCAUCGUGGCCAAGCAAGUCCUUUUGGGGCGGAAGGUGGUCGUGGUUCGCUGCGAAGGCAUCAACAUCUCGGGAAACUUCUACAGGAACAAGCUGAAAUACCUGGCCUUCCUCCGAAAGCGAAUGAACACAAAUCCUUCAAGAGGCCCUUAUCACUUCAGAGCCCCCAGCCGAAUUUUCUGGAGGACUGUGAGAGGGAUGCUUCCCCACAAGACCAAGCGAGGUCAGGCUGCUUUGGAACGCCUUAAGGUGUUUGAUGGCAUUCCCCCACCAUACGACAAGCGAAAACGCAUGGUUGUCCCAGCUGCUCUCAAAGUCGUCAGACUGAAGCCAACUAGAAAGUUUGCUUAUCUGGGGCGCCUGGCCCAUGAGGUUGGCUGGAAGUAUCAGGCAGUGACUGCUACAUUGGAAGAGAAGAGGAAGGAGAAAGCCAAGAUCCAUUAUAGAAAGAAAAAGAAGCUUACGAAACUACGAAAGCAAGCUGAGAAGAACGUGGAAGGCAAAAUCCACAAAUACACAAAGGUGCUGAAGAAGCACGGGCUGCUGGUGUGAGUCCAAUAAAGUCUAUCCUCUACGGCAACUGGA